AUGGAUGAUACCUGGGAUAUACCCGAGAAUGGUCAAACAGACGUUGAUGAGCAGGUCGGCGCCACAUCCACGCUCGAGGAAGACCCCGAGCGGAGGCAGGAAGAUGGCAAAGACGAUUUUGCAGACGUCUCUGGAUUGGGGCCAUUGUGA
Messenger RNA from Paracoccidioides brasiliensis Pb18, 150 nucleotides. RefSeq lists its product as uncharacterized. The transcript is spliced from 2 exons. The record is from RefSeq and is a predicted model, not a curated record. The coding region runs from base 1 to 150 and encodes 49 amino acids.